ACAUCAUCCCUCUCUCGAGCAGAUCCUCCUCCGCGCUCUGUCGUGCCAUGGACCGCCGCCCGGACCGCCCAUUGGUCAUCAAAUGCACAUUUAAUGGGUCUACUAAACGUAUCACAUUUAACUCGGCAAGGAACUGUUCGUACGAUCUCUUGCGACAUAGGGUUGAACAAUGCUUCUCAUUAUACGCUGCGACAUACCUCAUUACAUAUAAAGACGACGACGGCGAGAUCACCGAUGUCACGACCGAUACCGACCUCACCGAAGCCAUCACGUACUUUCAGGCCGGCGCUGACGACGGGCCUUUAUCAUCCGCCGCCUCAAUACUCUCGGGUAGGAGUUUCGGAGGGAGGAAGAUCACGGUCCGGGUGGCGGUCACCGUCGACUACGAUGGGCCGAGUUUGUCUGAUACGUCGUCGGUGCUGAGCCUAGGGAUGGCUUCUGGAUCGGGCGCUGGGGAGGGGAACUCUUAUCAGCGGAAUGGCUAUGGUGCGGGAGGCAGAGAGAGUGAAUUCUCGUUCGGUGCGCAGUCGGAGUUGGAGCUAGAAGACGAUGCGGUCACGGUCAGCUCAAGAGACCCCGUCCCCCGCGCCCAGUAUCGAAUCAGGGACGUCCGUUCCCAAGGUUCAUGGGAUGUGCUCUCCCGGGGGAGUGGCGGGUCGAGUCGUCUCCCCGCAAAGUCCUCGAAUCAUCACCAGUCCGAUGACACCGCCCGGGAUCCAUUCGCCGAUAAAAGCAAGCCUGGAUCGACGACGGCACAGGAUGAGUACAUUACGUCCGACCCUUCUGCUGUCUUCGAGCGUCUGAAGCUGCAAGAGCAAGACGACGAGGACGACUCAUCGAGCAUCCAGUCCGACUUGGUCAACGGCAAUGGCCGAGCGGCUGACCAUUUUCGCGGGAACGACCGCAACGCAACAUGGCUGCGCGACCAGAAUGACCGAGCGAUCCGGACGAUGCUGGGCGUGCUUCCCGAACCGUCCGUGUCGUCUGGUUCGUCUUCCGUGCCGGACAGUUGGCGGGCAGAAAGCGAAGAGGUCCGAGAGCAAGGGGCUCUUUUGGGUGGCGAGCUCGAGCUGGAACGCGAUGUGCGAGGAAGAUACUACUACUCGUACACAUCCUCCUCCUCGUCUGCGUCUCAGAGCCGGGACUCGGGAUAUUACGACGAAGCUCGUCUGAUGGAAGAUUCGCACCAGCUCAGACAACAGCCGAGUGUCAAUAACUGGCUCGAAGCUCAGGCGGUGCGACAGUCUCCCUCACCGGCGCCAUCAAUCAGCAAACCACCUCGAGAGGUUCACAACCCAGACUCUCCCAAUGACGUUCCGUACACAAAAGAAUCGAUUCCACCGGAACUGCUUCAAUUCUUGCCAGUCACGGCACUCCCUGCAGACAAGCUCACGGAUUGCUCAUCGUGUGGGGUGCUGCUUGACUCUAUCCGUUACGUGUGUACGAUUUGUGGGGAGAAGAAGCCCGUCAGCGAGCUGAACAAGGGGAAAGGCAAGAGCCCGCUUCCACAAUUGCAGCAUCGGCCGCUCACAGAUCCCGACCCCCAUCUCCACCAUCAGCAUCCGCCCAUCCACCAUGCACACACAUAUCCCCCUCCGAUGGACUACUCGUAUCCGCCACAACCCAGCAGCGAUCCACGCCCGACACCCAUUCGCAGCCUGGGCUCGUUGUCAUCGACCCGCUCGUCGUCUCUCAACUCGAGCAUGGAAUCGUUGCGAUCGCACAAGCCGCUCCCCAAACUCCCCGAUUCGCCGCCACACACCGAUGUCCCCAGCGCCUCCAGCUCGCAGGUGACGCUGGUCGCUCCAGAACACGGGUACGAGCUGUGCUCGGGAUGCAUCGAGCAUGCCGGAGUGACACAUGCCAUUGAGGCUGUGAGCGGAUCGGCGAUGAGUGGACCGCCAUCGGAGUGGCGUCGCCUGGCGCUGAAGAAGGGCCAGCUGAGACACGCGUUCCAUGAAAAGGCGUGGGGGCAUUUCGGAUGGGAAGACGUUGACCACGACGAGUCGCAAGUCUCCAAAUGCUCGACCUGUUCCGCUGUGACCACCCAUCAUCGAUACAAAUGUGCAUCAUGCAAGAACUUCCAUCUUUGUCGGGCUUGCUACACUCAAGUGCACGAUGUCCAUCCUUCGCAUGCGUUCAUCGUCAUACCAGAUGCGCCAAUCGUGUCUCCAAGCACAGAGGUAGACGAGUUCGAGAGCGUUCCCCCGGACAUAGUACCUCAAGGAGAACAAUCGAUGCUCCACCGUGGUGUCCGAUGUGCACAUUGCAUGUUGGAUAUUGUUGGUGCACGCUUCCAUUGUGCUAUCUGCGACUCGGUGGAUAUCUGCUCCAAUUGCGAGUCAGCCGGGUUGCCCGGUAACUUGGACUCCGCCGACGGGGGGCACAACUCGUCGCAUAUCUUGAUCAAGAUCCCGUAUCCGUUGGAAACCGAUGAGGUGCAGACGGCGAGUCGGCGGGCGAUUGACCUGUGGCAGGGCCGGGAUGCAGCAAAUGUUGGGCUUAUGCCCACAGCGAGUUCUGUGUACUCUUCCCAUGCUCGGACUGUGGUGGGAUCUGCGGUCUCGCGACAGCCUGUUGCCCAAGACAAUGACCAUCAUAUAGCGUGUCAUGGCUGUGGAAACAACAUCCUGGGCGUCCGCUACCAAUGCGGCAACUGUCCGUCGAUUCCGCAAGGUUACAGCUUGUGCGAGAAUUGCGAGCCCAACUCGUAUUCGAUCCACGACCCCGCGCACAUAUUCUUCAAGUUUCCGCGGCCCGUUCAAACGCCGCUGGCGUCUCCACAAGGAUAUCUGCCGAAUCUCUACAAACGAGGCCCAGGUCCGGCACCAGGGACCGACGCUCGUGCAUACUUGAUGAAUCUCAAGCACACGACGGCUGUUUGUGACAGAUGCAUGUCCUCGAUCCAGGGUGUUUGGUUCCGCUGUGCGUAUUGCGGGAAGGAUUUGUGCGACGCAUGCGAAGCCGUGGACACCCAUAAUGACGCGCACUGCUUCAUGAUGUUCAAAAGUCCGGUCGAUGUCCCUGCCCUCAAGGCUUUCACGCCUACUGAAAAUCCCCUCCCGAUCAUCCCGUAUGCCAUCUAUCGAUAGUUAUCUGCACGUCUCCUUGUUCUUGACGGGUCUCAAAGGCGAAAUAGGGGGAAACGCAAUCACUCGUGGGCCAGGACGUGGAUCAUGAUCGGUGGCGGUGCAUAUGUCAAAGUCUGCUUCCGUCCCUUUGGGCUUCGUUAAAGGCCGCUUGCAGUAGCGACCCGGAUCCUGCCUACCGCUGUUACGAAUCGGCGGGACUUUCUCGCAGGUAUUCCGAGUUGGUCGUUUGACUCUAGGCCCCUGGGUCAUACUUACUGCUGAGUGCUGGAAUCAUGCUGCAGGCUCCAUCAACAACUGUUGCCAAGUCUGGUGCCUUUGCGGCUAAUCAUCUCGCCAUUCACACAAUGAUUCUCAAUCUAUUCCUGUGUUUCGUGCGGGGCGUUGCGUGUUUCAUCAGGUCUAAUGCAGCUCGUCGGCGCUGGUGCGGACUCGAGUCGGAAGUCCCAAGUCCCGGGCAUGCUGGGGAUCCGGGAGGUCCAUCGUACUCAAGGUCGCGAUACGGCUUGCAAGAUUGCAAACCCCAGUAGAGGUCUUGCUGGCCCUCUGGGUGCGUUCAGACAGAAGGGGCGUCGCCAGUCCGAUACUCAUCGCACCUGUUUCACGAAUUCCCGAUGGCGAAAAGCAUCAGAGAGCAUCAGAUGUGGGUGACGUAUAUUGCGAGGCCUGAUGCAUAAAAGCAAGAGACCAUACGCGGUAGAUCUUCAUUCUUCUUCCUUUCCCUUCCGCUUGGUCGGCCUUUUCUCCAUUCUUUUCUCUCUUACACCCUUUUACUUUAUACAUCUUCUUCACGUUCGGUUGAUCCAGACACGUCAUGAAAGUCCCAUUCACUCUCCUCCUCACCUUUAUCCUCUCGCUCCAAGCGAUCGCCGCUCCGGUCCCCGUUGAUGAGAAUGGGUUGGAGACGCUCGAAAACAUCGAUGCUCGCAAGGUCAAGGCUGCAAAGCCCAUCGCCAAACCCAAGGCCAAACCGGUGGCGAGACCUGUAGCCAAACCCGUUGCUAAACCAGUAGCAAAGCCUGUCGCGAAACCAGUCGCGAAACCGGUUGCUAAACCUGUGGCGAAGCCUGUAGCUAAACCCGCUGCAAAGCCAGUCGCGAAGCCGGUGGCCAAACCAGUUGCGAAGCCCGCCGCAAAACCGGUGGCCAAACCCGCCGCGAAGCCUGCUGCAAAGCCAGUGGCCAAACCUGCUGCAAAGCCAGUCGCGAAGCCGGCCAAGAACAGACUCCCUCCUGCGACGAAGCCCGCCGCAAAGCCUGUCGCAAAGCCUGUCACGAAACCGGCUGCAAAGCCUGUCGCAAAGCCUGCCGCGAAGCCCGUGGCGAAGAAACCCGCCGCCCCGGCCAAGGCUCCCGCGAAGAAGCCCGCCGCCGCUCCCGCCAAGAAGCCUACUACCGCUAAACCUCCUGCGAAAGCACCCGCCAAGAAGCCCACGACGUCCUCCAAAGCACCUGCGACAAAGCCGUCCUCGGCUGCGAAGAAGCCUCUGUGCUCUGCUGCUCAGGUCGAGGCGCGUGAAUUCAUCGAUGUCGAGGAACGUGAGAUGGAAGAGCUCGUUGCCCGUGUCGGGCUCCGACACCCGUCCGGCCAGAGCACGGUCAACUUGUUCCACGGCGCUAGCGCUUCAAACGCCGCGAGCUUGGCUGCAGGGCACGUCGAUCUCUCGGUCACUCGCGGCACCGGAGACUUCAACCAUCGCCCUGAGGUCGCUGGUGGCUUCUACAUGACUGACAGUCUCGUCGCUGCCGCGCAGUUUGCUUGUUUCGGUAUUCCCGGCCAGCGUCCCGCCCAGGUCGACGUUCUAGAGUACAAAUGGACCGGGGGCAGUGCUCAAGUCUUCAACUUCCCCGGCGAGACAGCGGAUUGGUUGGCCUUCCAACAGUACAAUGCAAACCCGAAUGCUGUCGAGAACACGGCCAGCCCCUUCCACGCCAAAGCCCUCCAGAUCUACCAGAACGACAUGAUUGUCGGCCCGCUCAACGGCCCUGUCGACGUCCUCUUGACAAACAGCUUCCAGCAAUAUGCGGUCGUGAAACAACCCGCGGCCGACGCCCAUCUCCAGCUUGUCUCGCGUCACAGAAACAUCAUCUGCAGGAACGUUCCCACUGGACAAGAGCUGACAAAUGGGUUGUACGCCCAGGGACAGGCUGGAAAUGCCAAAUUCAACACCCGCCUGGCCAAGCUGACCGACCCCAACUUCCAGCCCGGAGGAGGAAAGUGUGUGAUCCAGUAAGGAGAGGUUCGAGAAGAGAUUCUUUACGUGCUGUUGUCGUCGAUGUGAAUUUAUGUAGCUUUAUC
This is a messenger RNA of Mycena citricolor, 5387 nucleotides long. The record is from the annotation of a GenBank genome assembly. Lineage: Eukaryota; Fungi; Basidiomycota; Agaricomycetes; Agaricales; Mycenaceae.